Messenger RNA from Pseudocercospora fijiensis CIRAD86, 1568 nucleotides. RefSeq lists its product as uncharacterized. Gene Ontology annotation, cellular component: Rpd3L complex; cytosol. Lineage: Eukaryota; Fungi; Ascomycota; Dothideomycetes; Mycosphaerellales; Mycosphaerellaceae. The record is from RefSeq and is a predicted model, not a curated record. Gene Ontology annotation, biological process: negative regulation of rDNA heterochromatin formation; negative regulation of silent mating-type cassette heterochromatin formation. The coding region runs from base 6 to 1568 and encodes 520 amino acids. The transcript has a single exon.
CAAGGAUGGCGCGGCAGGAGGCAUUGAUCAAGGAGACUAUUCGGGCCAUGAAGCUCGCGAUGAAGCGGAGGCCGAGCAACGACAGCGGCAGCGAUACGGAAAUCCAGCACCACACCAACCGCGGCAAUAAGCUGAAACGAGGGGCAUCUGCUGUCCAGCAAGACUCCUUAGACGAUACAGGAGGUCUCUCAUACAGGAGACAGGUCAACCACGCGGGCUACUCGCGCUACACCAUUUCUACCAAGCCACCGCUGCUGGACGAUGACGGCGAUGUCUACUCGCCUACCGCAUCCGACCAUGAAGCGGAACGCUAUGGCGAACCUGCUCGCAACGACCCUUUCGCAGAAGUGCAGCUGCACCAAUUGUUGCGACCUUUGACGACGCCUGCCGAGCUCGAAAACCACCCCAGUCUGAGCAUUCCGUACAAGAGCAAGGCACUCACACAGAUGGCCGAGGAGUCGCUGGACAUGCUACGACGAGAGCUUGCCAGUCUGUGGAAAGCCAAGCGAUUGCUACAGCGACUGAGGGGGGAUUCGGACUGGGUGAAUUGCGAAACCUUUGAGACAGACUACGACCGCUCGCUCCUUCCCGAUUCCGAUCAAGCCAGCGUCGGCGACCAGAGCGCGGUGCCGAGCAUUAUUACUGACCAGCCCAUGCUAGAGCUAGGACCCCCGCCAAUUCAUCCGCUGGAGAAUGGCACCAGCGAGAGUGAAGGUGCCCUGGAUCCCCAGAAGCAAGCACCUCUCGAGCACCAGGAGCAGGAGCAGGGCGAGGCAAUGGAAGGCGUGGAAACCAACGAUAUGGCUGGGGAGGGAGAGGCAGUAGCGGUCUCAGGUCAAGAGCCCACCGACGACAAUGGUAUUGCGAAUGAGCGAGAAACUCAUGCAGAUGUCCCCAAGGGCGAGGGCGAUGGCGAGGGCGAAGGAGGUGAUCCACCAGUACCCACCGAGGGAGCUCCUGAUCGCUCUGCAGGAGAGAAUGGAGAUUUCGCACAGGCGCCCAACCCCGCCGUUACAGAUCUCGCAGAACGAGAAGCGAACUCCGAAACGGCAUCUCAAUCGAACGGCGGCAGCACACACGCGAUGAUGACAAGAAGAAGGGCGCGCUCACCAGCCGAACGAAGCAAUCGCACACCGUCCCCGUCACCCAGCGACUCCGCCUCCGUUCCCGCGGUGCAUCCCUGGUUCGUUCCUCCGUCCUCAGCUCUCGCCGAUCGCGACAUUGGACUCCCCGCGCAUGAAGCAGAGGAGACUCGCAAGCUGUUGUUUCAAUACGUUCAGAAGCAAGAGCAGAUCGUGCGCUCACUCGAAUCAUUGCAUGCGGGAUUACAGAAAGCGGACAGACUUCGCCAUGACGUGUAUCGCGGUUGCAAGGCGGAGGGGCAUCUUGUGCCGGAUGGCAAAGGCAAUAUGGUGACAGAGAUGAGUGAUGGGGAAGAUUGGUACGAUGUGGCAGACUGGGGAAUGCAACCGUGGGAGGUCUUGGAGAAAGGAAAGGACGAGGUGGAGGAUGUGGAAGAGGAAAGAGGCAGAAGACCAGGUCGUGGCAGGAGAGUGAACAGGAUGUGA